UUGAUGGAUAUCUACAACCCAAAUCUUCUAAUGAGAAGGACAAAUUCUUAACUACAAAUCUAUUAUUGACCGCUGAUGUUUUAGUAUCCUAUGCAACCUUUGGUCUUAAUCAAUCAGUAAAUGUCCAUAUGGUGAGUGUAUCGCAAAUGACGCACAACUACACUAUUAAUGACACUAUCGCUCUUAACCAACAGUUGGUUACCUCCUACAAACAGCUGGGCAAAAUCGACAAUCAGCUGAUUAAGUUCUACCAACAGUAUGUUGACUUCACCAAGCAAUCGAUUAAGUUCUACCGGCAAUUACUUGAAGAUGACAAACAACUGACUAAUUUCUGUCAACAAUUAACCCAAUUCAACAAUCAACUGUCUGCACUCUACCAGCCACCCAGAACCUUUAACUUGUUUACCACCCCCAACCCCGGCAAAGACCUAUCCAACUUUUCUAUCAUAGCCCAAUCUGCGCAUUGGAAGUGUGUGAUAAAACAAUGUGGCUGUUCCAAAGACCCUUGCUCAUGGCCAUUCUCUAACCUAAUAUCCGCAAAAUACAUCAGACCCACACCCAGACGUCCCCAUUAA
Nematocida homosporus is the source of this 575-nucleotide messenger RNA. RefSeq lists its product as uncharacterized. The transcript has a single exon. Lineage: Eukaryota; Fungi; Microsporidia. The annotation marks the transcript as partial. The record is from RefSeq and is a predicted model, not a curated record.